Messenger RNA from Penaeus chinensis, 2236 nucleotides. Its product is annotated as chitooligosaccharidolytic beta-N-acetylglucosaminidase-like. Bases 20 to 2095 code for a protein of 691 amino acids. Gene Ontology annotation, molecular function: beta-N-acetylhexosaminidase activity. The transcript is spliced from 8 exons. Gene Ontology annotation, cellular component: membrane. Gene Ontology annotation, biological process: ganglioside catabolic process; glycosaminoglycan metabolic process; carbohydrate metabolic process. The record is from RefSeq and is a predicted model, not a curated record. NCBI's taxonomy places the organism in Eukaryota, Metazoa, Arthropoda, Malacostraca, Decapoda, Penaeidae.
GUGAGCGGCAGUGGUCGAGAUGAAGGUGUUCCUGGCAGCAGCGCUCCUGGCCCUGGCGGCGGCCGAAAGCUUCUUCCGCCUCCCGAACCCCUAUUCGUACAACUGCCAGCAGGGCCUGUGCGUCAGGCAGGAAAGGGGGAAAACCAGCAGGCACCAGUCGCUCGAAACGUGCCAGAUCACGUGUGGGAGUUUCGGGUCAAUAUGGCCACAGCCGACGGGUAAAGUGGAACUGUCCAAGGAAACAGUCAGCUUUUCCCCUCGCCAGAUGCGGGUGACAAAGGCCGCCACUUCUGACAAGCGAGUGGCCAGAAUGCUGGACAACGCCAUCCAACACUUCACCCGCAACAUCCACUUCCUUCACCCUGACUUCCCACAAACCGAGAAGCAGCCGUUAACACCAGAGGAUUUUGAGAGCCUGAAGUUCCAGACUGAAGACCCUGCCCAGCAGGAGCAGUACCGUCAAAGGUCUGAGUAUGACAGGGAUCAGCUGCGCCAGCGACCCACGUACAGCAGGGAAGAACCCGAGAGUUUCAUCAGAAGGUCGCCUUUCCUGCGGGAGCGCAGUAACCCUGGAGUCGAAAGCCAUAACGUCAACAUCGAGAUGACUGUCACCGCCUCUGAUCACAAGCUCAGGCUCGAUACUGAUGAGAGUUACAAUCUGGUCAUUCAGACUGUGGAGGAUGAAACCACCGCGACCAUCUUAGCUUCCACCUACUAUGGUGCCCGCCAUGCCCUGGAGACGCUCUCUCAACUCAUUGCCUACGAUGACAUCAAUAAUGCGGUGCAAAUCGUCCGUGAUGCUCAGAUUCAAGAUGCUCCGAGGUUCAGGUAUCGUGGCUUCAUGCUGGACACUGGGCGCAACUUCUAUCCCAAGGAAGACCUCAUGAAACUCCUUGACUCAAUGGCUUACAACAAGAUGAACUACUUCCACUGGCACAUAAACGACGCCGCUUCCUUCCCGAUGUACUCCAACCGCAUUCCAAAGAUGACAUACUAUGGAGCCUAUGACGCUAGAAAGGUUUACUAUCCUCAGGACAUCAGAGAUAUCGUCGAAUAUGCCAAUCUCCGUGGUAUCUCCGUGAUCCCCGAGAUAGGUGGCCCUGCUCAUAACGCUGCUGGCUGGCAGUGGGCCGAAAAGGAGGGCAAAGGCAAGCUUGCUCUCUGCACAGACUCGAAUGAGCCAUGGUUUGAACUGAGCAAGGAGCCUCCAUCUGGCCAGAUGAACCCGAUCAACCCAGAGGUCUACCCGAUCCUUGGCGAGCUGUACCGCGAUCUCAUGGAUUACUUUGACCCUGAGAUGGUGCACAUGGGCGGUGAUGAUGUAAGUUUCAAGUGCUGGCAGUCUUCUGAGGAGAUCCAGCAAUAUCUCUCCGAAAACAAACUUGAAUCCACAAGCCGCCAAUAUUUCGAGCUGUGGAACACUUACCAGAGCAGUGCUUACAAUAAGCUCCAGGAAGCCGCUCAAGGACGCAAAGUCACACCCAUUAUUCAUUCCUCCUCGUUUGCUCGCAAUUACAUCAACAAAGAUGCAUACAUUAUCCAGCUAAAUGAAGAUGCUGCUGAUACUGCGAUAGCUGACUACAUCAAUAAUGGAUACAAAGUAAUUUUCUCCAACCAAGACCAGUGGAAUUUAGACUACGUAACCAGCUCAUGGAUUGGUGAGAAGGCUGACAACUCCCCAAAGGUAACACCUACAUGGGAAAACUUCUACAGUAACAGUCCUUUUGAUAUUAUCUCCGACUUUGGAAUUACCAAUGCACGGUCUGACGUUGUUGACAGCCAACAAUCCAGUAACCUAAGGGACCUUGUUCUUGGAGGAGAAGCAACCCUUCAGAGUCACGAAAUCGAUAACAAUGGUCUCCAGUCCAAAAUCUGGCCCCGCCUCUCCGCCUUCGCAGAGAGGCUUUGGACUGAUCCUACCGACAGUCUCGGCCUUGAUACUGGCUUUACUCAAAAGAGGCUCAAUAUUCAACGCGCAAGGAUGGUCCGCCGUGGCAUCCGGGUUGACCCUCUCCAGCCUGAGUACUGCAUGCAGGAUGAAAGUGCCUGCUACAGCGUGGAGCAGUAUCGCGCCCGUAAAUCUCCUGUUAACUAGUAGGUGAAGAUAUAAAAAAGUUAUUCUUCACAUCUUAAUUUUUUUAUGAGGUUCACUCUACAGAGGAUAAACAUAUACCAUGAGCAGCAUUUAAUGUUAUCAAGUGUGAUGCACUUACAAUAAAUGGCGAAUAAUGUUAAA